CACAUAUCUCUUUUCGAUGCGAAUGGCACUCUCAUUAAACCCUUCUUCUACUUCUUCUUCUUGUGAUGCCUCCUCAUUAUACCCAGAUCCAUUUCAUGCAAAUGUUUCUAACUUUGUUUCUGUGAAGCUUUCCAGUGAACGAAACUACCGUCUAUGGGAGAAGCAGAUGGGGUGCCUGCUGAAGAGUUACAAUCUGCAUGGCAUUGUAUGUGAACCAAUUACCCCAGACCUCAUUACCCGAUUUGACAGACUUGUCAAGGGUUGGAUUUUUGGUUCGAUUAGUGAAGAGCUACUUGACAAUGUUGUCGAACUUGAAUCAGCUAAAGCAGUUUGGGACAAACUACAAUCUAUCUACUGUCCGACUAUAAUGAUUCCUCAAAAAGAUAUUGUUUCAGCAGAGACAACCACAGAAGCAGAAGUAGCAGAAAGGUCGACAAUAAAAGCAGAAGAAUUCUUGCUUAGACGCAUGGUUCCAAAAGAAGCAGAAGGGUCGACAAUAAAAACAGAAUUCAAGAGUUAUUUAAAGCUAUUGAGGAACAGAACCCAACAGCGGGAAAAGGUAAAUUAUAAAAACAUGAUAAAAGAGGCGUUUUCUGCGCAAAGAAAAGGGGCAAGCAACAGCGAUGGCAACACUGUACUUCAUAUAAUGGUUGGGAUAGGUUUCAAUUAUUUUGUCAAUGAGAUGUUAUCAUUAAUCGAUGCAAAAGUAUUACUUAAAAUGCAAAAUCAAGAUGGUAGCACAGCCCUUCACAUUGCUGCAAUCGUUGGCAAUAAACCUGCAGCAGAGCUCUUACUUAAGAAAAACAAAGAUUUGCUGGAAACAACAGACCAUAAAAAUAAAACACCUUUGGAUAAAGCUUUUGAAAAUAUGCAUCUUUCUACCGUUGAAUGCUUGUUGAAAGCAGCCAAUGAUGAUGGGAAAACCAAGGGAACGCCUAUCAGUGUAGAUACAAGAAAAGGCGUCAACCUUCUUGUUAAUGCCAUUUCUGCAAAGAAGUAUGAUUUAGCAAAGGAGUUAAUCAAAAACAAUCCUGAAUUUGCUGUAGAAGAAGAUGAUGUACUGAUGGCAAUAGCUAAGACCUUUCCAAGUGGGCUAAACUUUUGGGAAACAUUCAUAUAUCCAAGUCCAAAGUAUUACUGUAAUGGCAUAGUCACGAGAGCUAAGCGCUUGUUUUAUUUAUUAGAACGUCUCUACAGAAUCAUAGGGGAUACGCUUAACAAUAAUAGAAGUAUAGUGUUCCUCAUGAAAAGAACCAUUCCAUUAGGGGUACUAUCAUGGAUCUUCAACUUGAUUUGCAUCCUGAUAACAAUGGUUUAUUUACCAUUCGUUAUGGUUUAUUUUUGCUUGUGGGAGUUUUCAAAAACACUAAUUGCACCCAUUAAGACUAUCGAGAAGAAAAAAAAGGAACCCCAAGAAGCAAAAGAAGUUCUAAAAUUGAUAUGUGAUGAAAUAGACAACACGAAGUUGGAGUCCCGUGAUGCUUAUUCUCGCUAUUACACCAAACCAUUUCUGGAAGCCGCACGUCAAAACGCUUAUCAGGUUGUUGAUGAGAUUUUAAAGAGAUGUCCUGAAGCAAUUCGGUAUACAGAUAAAAGCGGGUAUGACAUCAUACAGUUAUCCGUAAUACACCGUUCAGAAAAGAUCUACGAGCUUAUCUAUGAACUUGGGAGCGCUAGGAAUGUCUAUAAAAUGAUGGAAGAUUCUUCUAAGAACAAUCUGUUACACUUGGUGGGAAGAUUACCUCCUUGGCAUAAACUAAAGCUGCGCACUGGUGCAGCAUUACAACUACAAAGAGAGCUUCAAUGGCGUGAGGAAGUGAAGAAGAUGGUAUCUCCGGCAUACCAUACUAAAGAAAACAUUUUUAAUGAGACACCGGAUAUGGUAUUCACAAACGAACACAAAAACUUGGUGUUGGAAGCAGAAAUGUGGAUGAAAACCGUAGCAGAAUCAUGCAGCAUUACUGCAGGGCUGAUUACCACAAUUGUAUUUGCGGCAGCAAUUACAGUACCAGGUGGAAACCAUCAAGAUAAUGGCUUCCCCAUGUUUGCAGGACAGAUUCCCUUCACGAUCUUUGGUAUAUCGGUUGCAAUCUCACUAUUUGCAUCGACUACAGCAUUACUAAUGUUCCAGUCCAUCCUCACUGGCCGUUUUUCUGAGGAAGAUUUUCUAGACAGUUUGCCAAGUCGAUUGAUUUUUGGCCUUUUCUCCUUAAUGAUAUCAACAACUGCCAUGAUUGUGGCCUUCAGCACGACCUUGUUCCUUGUAUUUUGUCAUAAAAAGCUAUGGAUGCUUGCUCCGAUAGGUGUAUUAGCUUUCCUCCCGAUUGCAUCUUUUCUCAUUGUUCAAAUCCGCCUGACGGUAGAUCUAUUGCAGUCAACAUAUGGGCAGAUCGAGUAUAUCUUUGAAAAGUAUAACCUCGGAAACAGCAUUACAUAUAAUCCAAAUGACGUCAGUCUGUUUUUUAGACAGUGAUAAUAAGUGCAGAUCUCGGAAUCACGUAUUUUACUGCAUUUUCUCCAAAGAUAUGUUGGGUAAAACAAUCAUAAUUUGUUAAUUUCCGAUGUCGUUGAGAGAACAAGAACUACAUUCUCGUUUGAUAUAAGUAUUGUCAGAUAUUGAGUUUCCUAUGUUAUUUUGAGAACACGUAUCUUCACCUCUUGAAUUUGUUGUGAUGACUAUUUAUUAUUAUUAUUUUUUCUUUUUUCAUGUGCUAA
Messenger RNA from Lactuca virosa, 2715 nucleotides. NCBI's taxonomy places the organism in Eukaryota, Viridiplantae, Streptophyta, Magnoliopsida, Asterales, Asteraceae. The record is from the annotation of a GenBank genome assembly.